Messenger RNA from Racocetra fulgida, 179 nucleotides. NCBI's taxonomy places the organism in Eukaryota, Fungi, Glomeromycota, Glomeromycetes, Diversisporales, Gigasporaceae. The record is from the annotation of a GenBank genome assembly.
UUAUCGAACUUUACGCUCUCAAAGAAGAAGUGGUCAAAGAAGCUUUGUUCGAUUGCAAGGCGAGAAUAGAAGCAAGAGUAAGUGAGCUAGAAGGUGAAGAAAAUCAAGUAGAAGAUAGAGAGUUUGAUAUUGAAGAUUAUACGAAUUUAGUUGUUGAGAGGGAUCACUUAAAAGCGAGG